AUGAUAUCCUCACGAUCGUCGUGUCGGCUUCGGCUGCCUCGCCCAAGGUCAUUCCUAGGCUUCAUGUCCCUACAGACCGGCACGGAGCUUGUCUCUCUUGCGCUCUUGUUCAACAAGGCGACGGGAAUCUAUGGCCUCCUUACCCUCUUCACGGGCUUCCAGAUGUCGAUCCUUCAGUUCACCGCCUACUUCAUUUCGAUUGCCGUUAUCGCCGUUCUGGCGUUCUGCCUCCCACAUAUUCGCAAGGGAACGCCGUUUCAAAACCUCUUGCUAGCCUGGGUUUACGCGGUGGACACGAUUGUGAGCGGACUAUACACGACAGCUUUUGCGACGGGGUGGUACAUGCAGUUAAAGGAGAUGCAGGCCACUGUCGCCUCAGGAGCUCCCGAAGAAGAGGAAUUUCAAAUGGUUGAGCCUAGGGGCGAGACAACCACCCCAGUCAGAGACGACGGCAUCGACACGGCGUUUAGCAUGGUGCUUAUUAUUGGGUUUACACUUAUCAGGAUUUACUUCAGCUUGGUUAUCAUGGCCUAUGCUCGGGCCGUUAUCCUGCGGUUUGUUGACGAGAGGGUGCCCGAGUCUGACGAGGAUGAUGAGUCCGGGUCGGCACCAAAUCCGUUUGCUGAGGGUGCCCCCCUGGGAGAGGGAUUGGAGGGCAAGAUUGGGAGGUACAUGAUUUCUGUGGGGAAGAGCUAUUGGCUUGGUGGAAGAAAGGAGGAUGAGGAAUGGGCUAAAGAUGUUCAUUCAAAAUUCAGGAGCAGCAGGAGAUGA
This is a messenger RNA of Podospora anserina S mat+, 771 nucleotides long. RefSeq lists its product as uncharacterized. The transcript has 2 exons. Gene Ontology annotation, biological process: inositol phosphoceramide metabolic process. Gene Ontology annotation, molecular function: inositol phosphoceramide synthase regulator activity. The coding region runs from base 1 to 771 and encodes 256 amino acids. Gene Ontology annotation, cellular component: inositol phosphoceramide synthase complex; Golgi membrane. Lineage: Eukaryota; Fungi; Ascomycota; Sordariomycetes; Sordariales; Podosporaceae. The record is from RefSeq and is a predicted model, not a curated record.